CCCUGCUUCAAUCUCGAUUAACCAAUCUCUAGAUCCGUAAUGCAGCUGAAUAUUUAGGCUCCCUCGAUUUGAAAUUCAACGACUUUUUUUUAAUUAUUAUUUUUAUUUACGGAGGAGAUUUUCAGUGGAAAAAAAAUAAGCUAGAGAAGAAGAGAUAUCGUGGCUGAAGAUUCUCCAUUGGUCGGCGUUAUUGCUUGCUUCCGACAUAAGCACCCUUCAGAUCCGGACAGAGGUGAUCCCCAUUAAUGCACAACCAAUCAAGCUUUUUGAGCUUUAGUUUUGUUGUUGCUAUCUUACACGAAAUUAAGAAUUCACAAGUGCUUCACUUUCCUUUUGGGUCUGGUGAUAAGAGUCUUACUGGGUGAGACUGUUCAGAUUUUUGAGUAAUGUCGAGACUGGCAAAAUGGAAGCUUGAGAAAGCCAAAGUCAAAGUGGUCUUUCGGUUGCAGUUUCAUGCUACCCAUGUUCCACCAGCAGGAUGGGACAAACUAUUCAUAUCUUUCAUUCCUGCUGACUCUGUAAAAGCUACAGCAAAGACAACAAAAGCGCUUGUGAGAAAUGGAACUUGCAAGUGGGGGGAUCCGAUCUAUGAAACUACAAGGCUGCUUCAGGAUACAAGGACCAAACAAUUUGAUGAAAAACUGUAUAAGAUUGUUGUGGCUAUGGGUACUUCUAGAUCUAGUAUCCUUGGAGAGGCCAUGAUCAACCUUGCUGAAUAUGCUGAUGCGUUAAAACCUUUUUCGGUGGUAUUGCCCUUGCAAGGUUGUGAUUCAGGAGCUAUCUUACAUGUCACUGUACAGCUGUUAACUUCAAAAACUGGUUUCAGAGAGUUCGAGCAGCAGAGAGAACUCAGGGAGAAGGGACCCUCAACGACCCCUGAUCACAGCAGUCCUGACGAAUCUUCUCGUUGCAGAACUUCACCAUCUGAUGAGACACUUACUCAUGUUGAUAAGACAAAUAUAAGAGGGAGUUUCAAAGAAAAGUUCCGAGAUGAUUCUUUAGUGGAAGAAGCUGUGGAGCCAAAUUACCCUGACUUGGCAUUGGGAUUUGAUGUCUCUUCAAACACAUCAGGAAGCCUCAAUGCAGAAAAACAUGAUAUAUCCAGCACAAAUGAAAUUGACAGCCUCAAAAGUAUGGUAUCUGGAGAUCUGAAUGGACUUGCUCAGAGCCCGCAGACAGAGAAAGACGGUCGCGAGUGGCAUCAUGGCUGGGGUUCAGACUAUCUUGGUAAGCAUAGCGAUUUAGGCAAUGCGAAGCAUAGCGAUUUGGGCAAUGCGAUGGAAGAGAAUAUCAAGCUCAAAGGUUUCGUGGAAGACAUGGAAUCAUCAAUUAAUGAGAUUAAAAUUGAAGUGAGUUCGAUGCAGUGUCAUGCAGAUGAUAUAGGUUCCAAAGCUCAAGAAUUUUCUCAAAUACUUAUUUCAGAGAUUGGUUCUGGGGAUCAAUUGGUCAGAGAAGUAUCUGUGUUGAAAUCAGAGUGCUCAAAAUUAAAAGAAGAGAUGGAGCGCUUACGUGACGUCAAAACACACGUUCUGUAUAAUAGCAAAGACCAAGAUAAUGUUUCCCACAAUCUUCAACUAAGAUGGCUGCAGGGUCUCUUAGUUGUAGAGGAAAACAUUAGAGAAAUUCAAAACAAAGUUUGCUAUAGCUACCAUGACAGGGACUUAAGAUUGUUCCUCUCAGACUUUGAGUCUCUGCUUGGAGUUCUACUGGAUUUUAAAAGGCAGAUUGGACAGCCUAUAUCUCACCUCAGCACAGCACCAUCUGAGAAAUUCGUCGCGGCCGAUAAGAAAGAGAGACGCGUGUCGAACGCCGAGCAGUUUGUAUCAGGUUCUGAGUUGGACACUGAUAUUUAUCAACCAGAACUUGAUCCACUUCAAUAUCUUGGUAUGCCUGAUCUUGCUUCUCGUGAACUCAAUUCAGCAGAUUCUGUAAAUGCCAUGAGAGAUAAAAUACUCGAGCUUGUACGAGGGCUGGACGAGUCUAAAGCUGAACGUGAUAGCCUUACCAAGAAAAUGGAUCAGAUGGAAUGUUAUUACGAAUCUCUGGUCCAGGAGCUUGAGGAAACUCAAAGGCAGUUGCUAGUAGAGUUACAGAAUCUAAGGACUGAACAUUCCACGUGCCUCUACAGUAUCUCUGGCGCUAAGGCUGAGAUGGAUACGUUGCGCCAAGAUAUGAAUGAGCAAACACUAAGAUUUUCUGAGGAGAAGAAAACUUUGGAUUCUUUGAAUGAAGAACUGGAUAAACGAGCUAUGGUUGCAGAGGCAGCACUUAAAAGGGCCCGCUUAAAUUAUUCAAUUGCUGUCAACCAUUUGCAGAAGGAUCUUGAAUUGCUUUCCUCACAGGUUGUAUCUAUGUUUGAGACCAAUGAAAACCUCAUUAAGCAAGCUUUUCCAGACCCUCUGCAAAGCUUUCACGAAUGCAAUCAGUCGACAGAUGAUUCAAAGCCUGAGAAACAGGACACUCGUGAUGUAAAUCUCACAGAGUUUCGGAAUGAGAAAAAAGGGAUGAAAGAACGGCCCUUAAAGGGCGAUAUUCUUCUAGAAAAUUUGAAGAGAUCUCUUCAUGUGCAAGAAGGCCUGUAUCAAAAAGUUGAAGAAGAACUCUAUGAGAUGCACUCGAGGAACUUAUAUCUGGAUAUAUUCUCGAACAUUCUACAGGAAACUUUUCUUGAAGCAAGUGUUGACAUAAGGAGCAUGAAAGCGAAAAUUGAUGAACUUGGAUGGCAGCUGGAGCUUUCAACAGAGGCUAAGGAAAUGUUGAAGCAGAGACUGGAUAUUACUUUGGACGAGGUUUGCUCCCUGAAUGAGGAGAAAACUACAUGCAUUGCCAAAUGGAAUGCUCUAGCUGUGCAUAAUCAAAGUUUAGAGGCAAAUUUGCAGAAUAUUACUCACGAAAACCUCAUCCUUCUACAAAAGAUUGAUGAACUGGAAUCUGUAGUGUUGGAGUCCCAGAAUUGGAAAACAAAAUAUGAGACAUGCAUUUGUGAGAAAAAAGAGCUUGCAGAGCUUAUUGAGAAAGAAGCGCUGGAAAAUGUUCAUCUUCAGAAACGGUUUGCUACCAUGCAGGCCGAGUUUGAUGCUCUAAAAGGUAAGUUUGAUGAUCUGGCUACCGCAAAUGGAAGUCUGCAGAAGAACUUCAGUAGUCUGAAGGAUAAGUUGAUGAACACAUUAGGCUGCUACAAGGAAAAGCUCAUUUCGUUGCCUCUGUGGGAAGGGGGAGUGGAUCUUGAUUUGGAGUCCCGUGAUUUAAUAGAGCAGCUUGAUAGAUUCUUGUGUAAGAUAUGUGAAAAAAGUUUUGUACUUAUGAAAGAGAAUAAAGAUCUGAUGCAAGAAAAAUCCAAGACAGAGUUUUCUUUGAGGGCUGCAGAGUCUGAUAUUACGAAGCUCAAGCAGAAGCAUGAGAAUGAUGUACAAUGUUUGGUCACUAAACUAGAAGCUUCCACUGCCCGCCUCCAGAAACUUCAAUUGGAAACUGAGUCUAUCAUGGACAAAAUGAAGGUUAUUACCGAAGCUGAACUAAAGUAUGAUAGCUGUGAAAAGGACUUUGUUUCUCGCCUUGAUUAUAUUGAGAAUGAGAUUCAUCUACUUGUGGCUAAAAAUGAGGCGCUUGGUCAAGAGAUUUCAGAAUUAAGCUCUGUAACUGUUGAACAUGGAAAAACCAAGCUGCUUGUGGAAGAACUGGCUGAGGAAAAAAAAGGUCUUCUGGUUUCUCUUCUGGAUAAAUCCCAGGAAAAUUUGAGUCUUGUGCGUGAGCUUGAGAAUUUAAGGACCACAUUUGAUCAAGAGUUGAGACUUGAACGAAGCUCAAGGCAGGAACUAGAAAAUAAAAUGCAAGAUCUUACUUCUAAGUUGAUUGCGAAAAGUUCCAAAUUGCUGAGAGUUGAUGAGCAAAGCUCUGAGUUGGUCCAUCUCAAGCAAAUGGUUUCCGAUUUGGAGCUGGAGAAGGCAAAUCACACUCUUCUAUUAACAGGAUAUGAAAAAUCUCUGAGAAGCUUGAAUCGUGAUUCAUCAGAUAAUUUUGAUCUGGAAUCUCAGUUACUUGAAAUGAUGGAAUUUUCAAUAGCAGCAGAUAUCCAGAUUGUUUUCACAAGAACUGAGUGGGAGACUUAUGCUGAGGAGCACCACAAGGAAUAUUUUGAGGUAUUGACUGCACUCAAUGGCUCUCGUAGUGUUGGAGCUCAGUAUAUGGAUGAGAAUAUAAAGCUGUUGACAGAUAUUGACUCCGUAAGAUCAGAAUUGAAAGUUGAGAGAAGUUUGCGAAACAAAUUAGACAGCAGAAUUGAAGAACUUGCUUCUGAGUUAGAUGAAAAGCAUUUGCUGUUGGAGAACCUUGAUUUUCAGAAAUCUCAAGUGAAACUGUUAAAAAAGAUGGUAGCUGAACUAGAAUUGGAUAAGUCUUUUCAAAGUUCGGAGUAUGUUAGAAAUGCUCAUCGGGAGUCUUCUUUUAUUGAAGAAUUGUUUCAAUGUCUAAUAGCUGCAGAUGUUCAGCAUAUUUUUACAAAAAUCCAGUCUGAGACCUAUAUCAGUGACCUUGCAGAACAACUUACCUGCUGCUCCAAGAGCCAUCUUGAGUUUCAAAAGAAGCACUCUGAUGUGGAAUCUGCCCUCAACCAUUGUCUGGUCAACGAAAAGCGGUAUAUGGAGGAAAACAGUCAACUAUUGGUUAGUCUUGAAGUCUUGAAGUCUGAGCUAGAGUCUUCAAUGGCUAAAAGUAGAGCUCUUGCUGAUAGAAAUGAUGAAAUGUCAGUUGAGCUUGAAGAGUACACAACUCGAGAUGAGAAUGCAGAAAGAAGUUACUCUGAGAGAAGCAUAUGUGCUCAUGAGCUUGAACAAUUGAAAUCUCUGUUGGUUAGGCAUGAAGAAGAAAUAGAAAAUUUGACGGUAUUAAAGGCUGAGGCGGAAAUUAUAGCCGAGGUACUAAAAGAUAAACUAGCUGAGCUGAGUGGAAAAGGUGCCAGUGAGGUUGAGACAUUGAAAAAUAGGUGCGGUGAUCUUACUCAAAAGCUCUCUGAGCAGAUUUUGAAAACAGAAGAGUUCAAAAGCUUGUCCGUCCAUUUGAAAGAGCUUAAGGACAAUGCUGAAGCUGAAUGCACUCGUGCCCGUGAAAAGACGGACUAUAAAGCCCCUUUAACUCCACAGCAGGAGUCGUUGCGAAUCAUUUUCAUCAAAGAGCAAUAUGAAACCAAGCUGCAGGAACUUCAACAUCAACUGACCAUGUCCAAGAAGUAUGGCGAGGAAAUUUUGAUGAAAUUACAAGAUUCCAUUGAUGAGAAUGAAGCGAGGAAGAAGGCAGAAUCCAGCCAUUUCAAAGAGCUGGGAGAUAAAAUAUUGGAACUGGAGGCUGAUCUGCAAUCUGUUAUUUAUGAUAAACGUGAGAAAACAACAGCUUAUGACAUGAUGAAGGCUGAGUUGGAUUGUUCAUUAUUAAGCCUUGAGUGCUGCAAGGAAGAAAAGCAGAAACUUGAAGCUUUUCUGCAGGAAUGCAAAGAGGAGAGACUGAGAAUGUCCAAAGAGCUUGAAUCGAUGAGAGAAUUAGUACAAAGUUGCAACUCUCAUAAAAAUAUUCAGAUGGAAGAACAUGAUAGAUUACGCACGGAGGAUGGUGUAUCGGAGUUGGGUGACAAAUAUAUAUUUGGAGCCUCGUCAGGCGACUUGGGGAACCAUGAGCAUAUGGAAGGUGCUUGUUUUGUUCCUACGGUAGGAACCAACAGUCCCAGGACGAAAAUUCAGGGUGCUAUUCAAUCGAGCGGUGUAAAUGAAAACGGUGACAGAUUAUCUUCCGGAGAAGCAACGGUGCUGGAAAAAGGUGGAGAAAGCCUAGCUUUGAUCAAUGAUGAUUUCAGAGCAGAGACUUUAAGGUCUAGCUUGGAUCACUUAAACAAUGAGCUAGAACGAAUGAAAAAUGAGAAUCUAGUUCAACCUCAAGAUGACAAUGAUGUAGACACAAGAUUUCCGGGAUUGGAACAAGAGCUGAUACAGUUGCGUCAGGCAAAGGAAGAACUUCAAAGUAUCUUCCCUCUAGCUCACGAAAAUUUCAGCUGCGGAAAUGCAUUGGAGAGGGUUCUUGCACUGGAAAUAGAACUCGCUGAAGCCUUGCGGGGAAAGAAAAAACCAUCCAUCCAUUUUCAGAGCUCUUUCUUGAAGCAACACACCGAUGACGAAGCAAUUUUCCAAAGUUUUAGAGACAUAAACGAUCUAAUCGAGGAAAUGCUAGAGACCAAAGGCCAGUAUGCAUCUGUGGAGACAGAGCUUAAGGAAAUGCAUGACCGUUACUCUCAGCUAAGCCUCAAGUUUGCAGAGGUUGAAGGAGAGAGACAAAGGCUCAUGAUGACUCUGAAGAACGUUAGGGCAUCCAAGAAAGCAAUGCUCUUAAACCGUUCAUCAUCAGCAACUCUUGGUGAACAUUAAUGCACAGAUACGUUACUAUGUACAUAUGUCCCAAGAAUGUUGAAUAAGUUCCCAAGUUCUAACAGUGGUCUCAUGUUAUAGAUAGCUUAAUAUAAAUGUUCUUUAUUCAAGAUAUGGGGUUCU
Eutrema salsugineum is the source of this 6530-nucleotide messenger RNA. RefSeq names its product GRIP and coiled-coil domain-containing protein 2. NCBI's taxonomy places the organism in Eukaryota, Viridiplantae, Streptophyta, Magnoliopsida, Brassicales, Brassicaceae. Bases 387 to 6407 code for a protein of 2006 amino acids. The record is from RefSeq and is a predicted model, not a curated record. The transcript is spliced from 10 exons.